Molecule: messenger RNA, 464 nt
Organism: Vairimorpha ceranae
Lineage: Eukaryota; Fungi; Microsporidia; Nosematidae
Product: transposase
Exons: 1
Molecular function (GO): nucleic acid binding
Source: RefSeq, a predicted model, not a curated record
AUGAUUUGGGCAUGUUCUUUGAGUGCAGAUGUCGAAAAUAUAUGUAUAAUUGACGGUUUAAUGAACAGCGAAAUAUAUUUUAGAAUUAUAGAUACACAUCUUGCGCCUUCCGUAAAAAAAAUUAAAUUAAAAAAUUAUAUUUUGCAGCAAGAUAACGAUCCGAAGCAUACAAUUAAUUGCACUAGAGAUCACUUGUCAGAUAAAAAAAUUUUGACAUCAGAUUGGCCUGCACAAUCACCAGAUAUGAAUCCUAUAGAAAAUUUAUGGUAUAUUCUUAAGGUAGAAAUAGAGAAGGGGAAACCAAAAAAUAUAAAAGAAUUAAAGAAAUGUGUUAAAGAAGAGUGGAAUAAGAUUGAUUUAGAUGCGUGUAAAAAGUUUUUAAAGAGCAUGAACAGUAGAUGCAAUGAAUUAUUAAAAGUGAAAGGUGGACAUACUAAAUUUUUAAUAAAAAUAUUCCUUUUUUG